Cyprinus carpio (common carp) is the source of this 541-nucleotide messenger RNA. RefSeq names its product torsin-1A-like. The record is from RefSeq and is a predicted model, not a curated record. Lineage: Eukaryota; Metazoa; Chordata; Actinopteri; Cypriniformes; Cyprinidae. The coding region runs from base 54 to 383 and encodes 109 amino acids. The transcript has 2 exons.
GUGUGGUUAUUCUGGAUUACUGGAGAGAAGGCCUUUGUCGGGAAAACUUAUGGAUGAACAGCAAGGAACUGGAGAUUAAAAUCUCUGAAAAAAUCUUCAAUGAUGAGAACAGUGGAUUUCUGUACUCUAGUAUCAUAGAUAAGCACCUGGUUGAUCAUUAUAUUCCUUUCCUACCUCUGGAGCUGAAGCAUGUGCGUCAGUGUGUCCUGGUUGAGAUGGCCCACCUGAACGUCCCCCAAGACUCUGAUCUGGCAGAUGAAGUGGCCGGAAACAUGCCUUACUUCCCUAAAGAAGAGAAAAUCUUUUCUCUUAAAGGCUGCAAGAGUGUCAGACAAAAGUUGGCGCUGCAUAUUGAUUCACAGCGGCCCAAGUUGUCCAGUUAGAUACACAGCUGAACAGCAAUGACCUUACACUACUCAUUUAUUUUUACUUAUUAGUAUUUCAGUCUUGAUGAGUUACAUAUCUUGAUGAUAUCUGGAGUCUGGACUAUUCUGCUUCUUGAUAAGUUAAGAUUGUCUCAGUAUAAAACAUUUUAAUCAAG